AGAACUAUGCUAGGCUCUGAGUGUCUCCACAGAAGAGGUCCAUUUCAUCAUCCAAUGAGCUCUGCCUGCUUGGGGAUGUGACACCCCAGUGGAAGGAAGCCAGGAGCCUAUAGUAGCGGUCCUGGGGAAGCUUUAAGCAGCUGGGGCCAUGUAAUUUAAAACCUCUGAAAAGUGUGCUGUGGUGCUGUGGUCUGUGCACAGCACUAGUGCAACAUGAGCACUGGAUGCGGCUGACUCUUCAGAGGACGCGCUCGCCUGCUGCAGGAGGGAGAAGACUGAGAGCAAAACCUGAUGCAGCCCGAAAGGUCCAGAUAGAUGAGCUUGUGGCAUCCGUUCCCUAAGCUCAGGGAUUCCAAACACCCCUGGCUGGGAUUUAUUCUUCCUGAACAGCAUUAGUUCAGAUUACUCAAACUUGGAUUUCAAAGGAGUAUUUCCUUUGUUCCCUCUGUCACACCAAGGAAUCUGGAACAGCUCGAUGUCAGGAUGCAUGUGGUUGCCAUAGUAAUAUUACUCUGCUUUUGCAAAGCUGCUGAGCUAAGCAGAGCCAACCCUGAUGGUUUGAGAAAUCGAGUAAAUCACGGCCGGGCAGGUGGGGGCCGGAGAGGCUCCAACCCAGUCAAACGCUAUGCACCAGGCCUCCCCUGCGAUGUAUACAUGUAUCUCCACGAGAAGUACUUAGAUUGUCAAGAAAGAAAAUUAGUUUAUGUGUUACCUGAUUGGCCUCAAGAUUUGCUGCACAUGCUGUUAGCAAGAAACAAGAUCCGAGUGUUAAAAAACAACAUGUUUGCCAAGUUUAAAAAGCUGAAAAGUCUGGAUCUGCAACAGAAUGAGAUCUCCAAAAUUGAGAGUGAGGCAUUCUUUGGCUUAAACAAACUUACGACCCUUUUACUGCAGCACAACCAGAUCAAAGUCUUGACAGAGGAGGUGUUCAUUUAUACACCUCUACUUAGCUACCUGAGACUUUAUGACAACCCCUGGCACUGUACUUGCGAGAUAGAAACCCUCGUCUCAAUGUUGCAGAUUCCAAGGAAUCGGAAUUUGGGGAACUAUGCCAAGUGCAAAAGCCCACAAGAACUGAAAAAUAAAAAACUGAUGAAACUAAACUCUGAAGAAUUAUGUAAUAAAGAAGAAAAGGAACAACUGGACCCGAAAUCCCAAGUGUCAGGGAGACCCCCAAUCAUCAGACCUGAAGCAGACUUGACCCUGUGCCACAACUAUGUAUUUCCCAUACAGACACUGGAUUGCAAAAAGAAAGAGUUGAAGAAAGUUCCUCACAACAUCCCUCCAGAUAUUGUUAAACUUGAUUUGUCAUACAAUAAAAUCAAGCAACUUCGACCCAAGGAAUUUGAAGAUGUUCAUGAGCUAAAGAAAUUAAACCUCAGCAGCAAUGGCAUUGAAUUCAUAGAUCCUGCUGCUUUUUCAGGGCUGACACAUUUAGAAGAGCUAGAUUUAUCAAACAACAGUCUGCAAAAUUUCGACUAUGGAGUAUUAGAAGACUUGUAUUUUUUGAAACUCUUAUGGCUCAGAGAUAACCCUUGGAGAUGUGACUACAACAUACACUACCUCUACUACUGGCUAAAGCACCACUACAACGUCCAUUACAGUGGUCUGGAAUGCAAAAUGCCAGAGGAAUUCAAAGGAUGGUCUGUGGGAAAGUAUGUUCGGAGUUACUAUGAAGAAUGUCCUAAAGACAAGUUACCAGCAUACCCUGAGGCAUUUGACCAGGAUACAGAAGAUGAUGAAUGGGAAAAAAUAAGCAAGGAUCAUACAGCAAAGAAGCAAAGUGUGCGCAUCACCAUAGUGGGAUAGUUUAGCAACAGUUCUGUUUGGGACUCGCCAUACUGGUGUCAGAAAAUGGUGUGUUUACAAUUUGAUUAACUGUGUUGCCUGUUUAUGCAGGGUUGCUCAGCUAUAAGAGGCUUUUUUCCCAAUUGGUCUGUGUGUAAUUGAGAAAAUACUGUCAUCCUGCUUGCCUGUCUGCUCAAGCUGCCUCUGGUGACACGCAGUCCCACACUGGUAACCUGCAGGAGGAGCUGCGUCCUAAAGAUGACAUUUGAAUUUUGUAAUAUUCUGUAUAAAUGCUUUAUUUUCCCACUACUUUUUUUGUUUUUUUGU
Messenger RNA from Perognathus longimembris pacificus (Pacific pocket mouse), 2115 nucleotides. RefSeq names its product leucine-rich repeat-containing protein 17. The coding region runs from base 484 to 1809 and encodes 441 amino acids. The record is from RefSeq and is a predicted model, not a curated record. Lineage: Eukaryota; Metazoa; Chordata; Mammalia; Rodentia; Heteromyidae. The transcript has 4 exons. Gene Ontology annotation, molecular function: protein binding.